AUGGCAGCACCAGCCGCAACCUACAAGAAAUCCGAAUUUCGGACGGCAACUGCACAGAUGAUAGCAAAAGUUCACGCUGCAAGACAUCCAGAUCACCGUGGCCAAGGUCCAGCAAAGGCUGUAAUACAACUGCAGGAAGUAAAAUACGCCAGCGCUUUCCGGUACAACGAAACAACAAAGAGCUACUGUCGAGAACACAACUCCUAUUCACCUCAAUAUGUUGAAACUCCAAAUAAAGAGGUAGAUAAUGCGCGGGCUGAGCUCUUUUCAUGGCAGUAUCUGGUCCUGUCAGAAGAGGAAGUACAGGAGCUUGAAGACCCAGUCGCAAUCAGAGGAUUCUAUCUGGCAGAGUGA
Messenger RNA from Cadophora gregata, 354 nucleotides. RefSeq lists its product as uncharacterized. The record is from RefSeq and is a predicted model, not a curated record. The coding region runs from base 1 to 354 and encodes 117 amino acids. NCBI's taxonomy places the organism in Eukaryota, Fungi, Ascomycota, Leotiomycetes, Helotiales, Ploettnerulaceae. The transcript is spliced from 3 exons.